AUGAAAUGGAAAAACUACAAGUAUUUGAUACUCCAAUUCUCAAACAUCAGGAGUACACCAUUGGAUCUAUUAAUCCAAGACAAGCUCUGUGUUAACGAGUAUAACCAAACUCGUGACUUUUGCCGUAAUCUACCAAGUAUUAAUACAAGUCACCCGAAUUAUCACUAUAAAAGCCAAACCCUUGCCGACGCGGUUCAGUACAACUCGUACCAAAGUAUUAUACAAAAUGUGCCUGGUAUUAUAUGGGCUCUGUUUCUGGGCGCCUGGAUUGACCGAUACAACCAUGGUAGAAAAGCUAUAUUUAUUAUCGGCUCCGCCACCCAGUGUUUGGAGGCACUCAUGAAUCUACUAAAUGCCUACUAUUUUAAUUCAGAUGUUCGUUGGGUACUGUUAUCGUUUGUGCCAUACAUAUUGUCGGGUGCGAUGACUGGGGCCACAGCCUAUUCAUACGUGGCGGCCACUACUCCACCCCAUCUGACAGCUAUCCGUAUGACAAUACUGGAGACUACUGUAGCUCUGGGACAUUUGGUGGCAAACCUACUGUACGGACGGCUAAUCAACGAGAGUCCGCCCCUCUGGUCGACGGAUCAGAUCCACAAUCAGGCGGUCAUAUUCAUGAUCAGCGCCUGCAGUGCGUUCUUGGCUUUCAUUUGGACACUGUUUGCCAUCAAUCAGGACAAAGACAGGCAAUGUUUUUACAGACAUUUUGGUCAUAAAAGUACAGUCGAUGGACGGGAUGUCACCACCGAUGAGGACAGUUCUGAAGGGGAGGACAGGAAUAAACACAGCCAACAGUCGAUGACCACUGGCCGGGCGUUACGGUUGCUGUUUGACUGGCGUAAUGUUAGAGAUGUGCUGAUCACGGCGUUUAAGCCGAGGCCAGUGAACGCCAGGGCACAGGUAUGGCUGGUUAUCGGCGGCAUAUUUUGCUACCUCUUCGUACUGAUCGGCGUUCCGUCGUUUGAGUUUCAAUUUUACGAGAAGAUAUACGGAUGGGAUGCCCAGGACUUCAGCGCAUACGAGUCCAUCGGUCUGGUGGCCAACUGUCUGUUUGUGCUCACAUUCACACCCAUAGUUAUCCGGGUGUUUAAAUUUGAAGACAUGUAUCUGACGUUAAUCGGCUUUUGUGGGCUAAUGUUACGUAUGAUUACAUUGGGAUCAGUGCUCAGUCCCAACGGGUAUUAUAUAUCGUUGGCGUUUAGCUGCACGACAUGGUUGGCCGACGUGGGCCUGAGGGCACAUCUGGCCAAACUGGUGCCCACCGAAGAGUUGGGCAAAAUAUUCACACUCUUAACAGUAGUGGACGGUGUGGUGCCGCCGGUGGCCUCAUCGGUAUCGGCGGUUAUAUUCAGGCGCACAAUCGACGACAUGUCCGGCGCCUGCUUUUAUUUUUUGGCCGGUGUUUGUGUUGUGGCUAAAGGUCUGGCACUGCUUAGUGAUUGA
Messenger RNA from Medioppia subpectinata, 1443 nucleotides. The record is from the annotation of a GenBank genome assembly. Lineage: Eukaryota; Metazoa; Arthropoda; Arachnida; Sarcoptiformes; Oppiidae.